GGCAAGGCAAUUGGAAACGAAGAACAGAGCGAAGUUGUGUGACGAAGAAGAUGAAGCUAACAUGGAACAAGAACCCUAAGAAACGACCUCGCGUAGCUUUAUCGAAUUUCCCGGAUCUUCCUUUCGAGAAGGAGGCUCCAGAAACUCAAUCUCAGCGCCAAAUUCGCAAAGAUGAUUUUGAGCGCAGACAAGCUGCAGAUCAAUUGGAGUCGUCGGAGCUCGGAGUGACAACUCACUCGGAAAAUAAUGGGAAAUUCGAUAUUGGAGUCGAAGCUAAGAAUCUCGCAGAUUCGUUUAGAGCACAAGGAGACAAGCUCGCUGAGGAAGGAAAAUACCAGGAGGCUCUAGGGAAAUGGGAAGCUGCUCUUAAUCUUGUGCCUGAAAAUGCAGUCUUGCAUGAACAAAAAGCACAAGUGUUACUUGAGCUUGGUGAUGCAUGGAAAGCGCUCAAGGCUGCAACACGAGCUACUGAGAUAGAUCCAUCGUGGGCCGAGGCUUGGACUACUCUUGGAAGAGCUCAACUAAAUUUUGGCGAGCCGGAUAGUGCUAUCAGGAGUUUUGAAAGUGCAUUAUCGAUCAAUGCGGAUUCCAGAGAGGCGAAAGACGAUUUACAAGCUGCAAAACAACUAAUUAAGAAGAGAGAACAACUUCAGACAUCAGGACAGGACACUGACACUAAACGUUUCGUGGUCGGCGACAAGAAGAUAGAGCCAAACUAGUGAACCAGAGACUUGUACUUAGGUAGAGAGAAGAACUUCGUAGUGUACAGUAUAGUAAUAUAACGAGGAAUCAAGUUUGUUUCUUCAUCAAUCCAAAGAUCUUGUUCUUCAUCAAGGCAAAGACUUGGCCAUUUGUCUGAGAAGAUACUUCUGAAUCUUUCCAGUAGAAGUCUUUGGAAGCUCCUCCUGGAAAACCACAUUUCUGGGAACCAUAUACUUUGGUAGCUUCGUCUUACAAAACUCCCUUAUCUCUCUCUCAGUCACAGUCCCAUCAUGAUACUUCAAGCUCACAAACGCACACGGGGUCUCUCCCCACAUCUUGUCUGGCUUAGCCACCACAGCUGCUUCCUUAACCACCGGGUUUGUGUACAGAACCGUCUCGACUUCCGUGCUGCUAAU
Molecule: messenger RNA, 1118 nt
Organism: Eutrema salsugineum
Lineage: Eukaryota; Viridiplantae; Streptophyta; Magnoliopsida; Brassicales; Brassicaceae
Product: tetratricopeptide repeat protein 33
Exons: 5
Coding region: 51-719 (222 amino acids)
Molecular function (GO): protein binding
Source: RefSeq, a predicted model, not a curated record